Molecule: messenger RNA, 321 nt
Organism: Helicoverpa armigera (cotton bollworm)
Lineage: Eukaryota; Metazoa; Arthropoda; Insecta; Lepidoptera; Noctuidae
Exons: 1
Coding region: 1-321 (106 amino acids)
Molecular function (GO): nucleic acid binding
Source: RefSeq, a predicted model, not a curated record
AUGCUCAACCGCGAUAGCAACAGUAUUUCCAAUCAGCUCGCUUCUCGAGGAAUUACGUGGAAGCUCAAUCCUCCUUCGGGCCCUCACUUCGGAGGCAUAUUCGAGAGCGGUAUAAAAUCUACCAAAUACCAUCUCAAACGUAUAAUCGGAUCGCAGGUUCUUACCUUUGAAGAAUUUUAUACGAUCUUAACGAAAGUAGAAGCCAUGUUAAACUCUAGACCGUUAGUGGAAUUAUCUUCCGAUCCCGACGAGGUUGACGCUCUUACAGCUGGUCACUUCCUCAUCGGUCGACCUUUAAUAUCUCUGCCCGAACCGGUAUAG